AAUGUCAAUCCAUAUUCUUGUUGAUCGACAGAUUCACAACACUUGUUUUAUCAUUCUUUUUCCAAGAGCUCUUCGUCAAGUUGCUUUCGAUCAAUCUCACCAGAUCUCUUUUGGAAAUCGGAGAUGUCAGGAAGAGGAAAGGGAGGUAAGGGAUUGGGAAAGGGAGGAGCCAAGAGGCACAGGAAGGUUCUUAGAGACAACAUUCAAGGUAUCACCAAGCCUGCCAUUCGUCGUCUUGCUCGCAGGGGUGGUGUCAAGCGUAUCAGCGGUCUCAUCUACGAGGAGACCAGAGGUGUCCUCAAGAUCUUUCUCGAGAAUGUCAUCCGUGACGCCGUCACCUACACUGAGCACGCCAGGAGGAAGACGGUUACCGCCAUGGAUGUUGUCUACGCCUUGAAGAGGCAAGGCCGCACUCUCUACGGUUUCGGCGGUUAAAUCGAUUUGGGAAUUAGGGUUCGCAAUGUCUUGUUUCUGGGAUCCGUGUUAGCUAUGUGUUGAUUAGUAGUCUUAAAAAAAAAAAAAAAGUAAAUCUAGGAGUUUGUUUAGCUACUAUUAUUGUUUUUGUUUGUUUGUUUACGUCGUUGUGAUGUUUGUAGCUAAAAAAAAUUCUAAGCAAACUUUAUGCUCAGAAAAAUCUUAUGAGAAUGAAUCAUUUGCUCAAUU
Messenger RNA from Camelina sativa (false flax), 663 nucleotides. Its product is annotated as histone H4. Gene Ontology annotation, cellular component: nucleosome. Lineage: Eukaryota; Viridiplantae; Streptophyta; Magnoliopsida; Brassicales; Brassicaceae. Gene Ontology annotation, molecular function: DNA binding; structural constituent of chromatin; protein heterodimerization activity. The record is from RefSeq and is a predicted model, not a curated record.